This is a messenger RNA of Zychaea mexicana, 1250 nucleotides long. RefSeq lists its product as uncharacterized. The transcript has a single exon. The record is from RefSeq and is a predicted model, not a curated record. The coding region runs from base 451 to 1128 and encodes 225 amino acids. Lineage: Eukaryota; Fungi; Mucoromycota; Mucoromycetes; Mucorales; Lichtheimiaceae.
CCUUGAUGAGCUCUGGACGGGCCAAAUCGCGUGCGGACUUUAAGGUGUCCUGGUAGAACUGCUCAACAGAGUCCUGGAUGUUCUUUGCGAUCUGGGUGCGCGUCAAAGCGCCGUUGAUACCGGAUGUGGCCUUGGUAGAGUUGCCACUGUGAUCAUAUAAAAGAGAGAAGAUUACGCAGAUGGCAGUAGGUUUAGAGGUUGGUGACACAAGCGAGGAGAGAAACUCGGAUUAAUUAUCAUUUUUCAAGCACAGUGGCAUGAUUUUUCCUACCCGAAGAAUGGAUUCUUGUCGAGCAGCAAGACGUUGCCGCCGUUCUCGUAGACGGUGUGUGCAGCAGCCAGGCCAGAGAGGCCGCCGCCGACAACAAUGAUUUGGUUCUUCAGAGACAUUUCUGUUGUGUGUGUGUAUACGUGGGCAGAGUGAGGGGGUGGGUGAAAGAGAAGUGUGCGAUGGGAAAAAUUAGCAAAAGAGAAAAAGAGAAUGCAAGGGAAAAAAAAUGGGCCAAUUUUUAUUGCCACAGAGCACUACAGCGAAUACAACGGCCGACACGGGAGAGACACGGGAAACCAAGUAACCUUGAUUUGGAUUGCUGCUUCAUGCCCUGUGUCUGCCUAUGCGUGCUGCGUGUGUACUUGCGUGUGUGUGUGCGUGUGUGUGUGUGGAAGUGUACUACCCCUCCCCCCUCAUUCUCUGGUCCUUGUGGUAAUAAUAGAAUGACCCCCACACCCCCCACCCCCAUUGUUGCCACGACUACGACUGUGAUAAGCCAGUCCAGUAUAGUCGAACCAACAGGACCAACCGAAGCGAACCAAGUAGCUCUCACACACUCAUCACAUCGUCGUCAUCACGGACGAACUUUCUCCACACACGCCCCCGAAUCCCCCGAAAUAAACAAAAAACCACCUGACCUUUUCUUCCCACCAAGUAAUAUCAUUCAUAAAGAAACGCCAACAAAGCCAUGUGCUGCUCCCACUCGCACUGGGCCGGUAGCAUGUGAAAAAGCUGUCGGUUUUUUGUCAUUACUGCUUAUAAAACCAUGCAAAAAGAUGCACACCAUCAUCAAUGUGGCAUGUAUCAAAAAAUAUAUGGUGCCAUGUCCUGGUAUCAUACCAGUAUAUUGGCGGUAAAAAGGGUGUUUAGCAGCCGGUGGUUUCAAAAACCUUACAAAACCUUACAAAUACGAAUUUCUCAGAGCUUAAUCAGUAACCCCGGAUUCACCAGGCAUUUGUACGAGUGUCGUAACUACUGU